Hemibagrus wyckioides is the source of this 1699-nucleotide messenger RNA. Its product is annotated as UAP56-interacting factor-like. Lineage: Eukaryota; Metazoa; Chordata; Actinopteri; Siluriformes; Bagridae. The transcript is spliced from 9 exons. The record is from RefSeq and is a predicted model, not a curated record. Gene Ontology annotation, molecular function: mRNA binding. Gene Ontology annotation, biological process: mRNA export from nucleus. The coding region runs from base 151 to 1110 and encodes 319 amino acids.
UAAAAUUAACUCGCGCAGAGACAAAAGCUAGCAUAGCGUUUGAUAGGGCUAUAGCUAAGUUUACCCUGAAUUGGUAGAAGCUCUCGUGACCUGUAUAUUCGUUUGUUUUUCCACACACACAUACACACACAACGCAGUUUUAACUCAACAAUGAAUAAAUCAAGUUUCAAAUCAAGCGGUGAUGCAGAAGGACCUGAUAAAGUUGACAUGUCGCUUGAUGACAUUAUCCGGUUAAAUAAGAAGCAGAAGCAGAUCCAGGGCCAGAAGGCAGCACUGAGGAGGCAGAGACUCGGCGUUAAAGGACGAUUAGCAUCGGGGAGACGAGCGGGAGCGCCGCUGCACCGGGGAGGAGGAGUGAAUAAGCUGUUCAGGCGGCGCGGACAGGGCGUCAUCACCGGCCUCGCGGCGAAGAAAGCAGCGCUGCUGAAAGGCGUCAGUCCGUUAAACCGACCCGCACUGAACCGAGCCAACCCAAACAAACACAGCGCUAACCGAGCUCCUGCGAAACGUCCCGCUCUCUUCCAGAGAACACGUCCGUUUGUUCCUCAGCGCAGACACACACCCACGCAGACGCAGACUCAGAGGAGGCCGUACACGCAGACGGACGCUCGGAAAGCUCCGGGACGUGUCUCUAACAGACCCUUCAGGCUGCGCAGGAAAUGGAACGCUCCUCCGGUGAACGAGACACAGCGGGAGGCCCGUCAGGCUACGUUCCUCUCCAGAAGAGGCCUAAAGGUUCGUGCUCACGUGCAGAAGACAGCGCCGAUCCAAGCAGCUCAAAGGACACAGAGAACUCGACCGUGGCGCACUCCUCUGAACAGCAGUGGCAUUCUCACCGUGUCGAUAGAUAACCCCGGAGCCAGAACUCAGCCCGAACCUGCCCACUCGUGGUCGCUCCACCCGACCACGGUGACUCCGCCCCCUCAGAACACAGCACCGGAGCCUGAGAGGAAAAAGCCUAAAGGGGUGGCGCUGCAGUUCGACAUCAAUAGCGUGGGAAAACAGCAGACGGCCAUGACGCUUAACGAGCGCUUCCGCAUCCUGAAGAUGAAGCGCAUGGCGGCGGCACAGCAGAAUGCCAGAGGCGGCCGAUUCGUCACCGUAGGCUAGCAUCCGACUUGUGAAAGCCAAUCACGAAUGCUCAUCGAGGUCACAUGACUCCCUAGGCAACUUAUGCAGCAGCAAGCUGACAGCUCCGACCGAACCGGACUCGGCUGCUCUGACCGAACUGACUUGAUCCGAAGAGACAAACCCCCCUGCCCCCCACCCCAAAGUUCAGAAUACGGAUUUGACAGGAAUUCUUUCCGUGUUCUGCAUUUGGCAUUUUCGGUUCCUUUUUUUUUUUCUAAAGCCGGAGUUCCUGUGUUUCGCUUGCUUGUGUCAUGAGCUAUUCUUUUUAUGUUAAGCAAUAUUUUUUAAAAAAUGUUUGGUUAGUGCGUAUGGAACUUUUUGUUGGAACGGCUGGAUGUUUUUUUUUUAAUAAAAUUUGUGAAAAAUGAAAUAAACACCUUGUGAUAAAUAUCAGUACUGGUAUUUAACGUAUCAGGAUGAUGUUGGUGAAUUUAUCAGUACUAUAUCUAGGUACAGCAAAAUCCAGCUAGCUAAAAAUAUAAUACCAGCUACUAUAAAUAAAUUCACAGGCUGAAAAGAAAUAAUGUGUUUUAUAAUUUAAAAUAAAAAUAAAGCUUUUGUUUGUCGA